This is a messenger RNA of Pieris napi, 1476 nucleotides long. Its product is annotated as piggyBac transposable element-derived protein 3-like. The record is from RefSeq and is a predicted model, not a curated record. Gene Ontology annotation, molecular function: sequence-specific DNA binding. The transcript has 5 exons. NCBI's taxonomy places the organism in Eukaryota, Metazoa, Arthropoda, Insecta, Lepidoptera, Pieridae. The coding region runs from base 202 to 1476 and encodes 424 amino acids.
AGAUAAGCCUACUGUCCUAUAUUUAGGACAGUAGAAAUAAAAAAAAAUAUCAGAAUACCCUCUUUAUCUAAGAUUAUUUAGUCUUAUGAUUUGCAGUAAGAAACGUGUCAGCUUUAUUAGAAAAAAUAAAAAGACAGUUAUUUUAACAGUUUUUACCUUAUAUUUUACCUUAUAAGUGUGUAAUAAAAGUGCGUUGCAGACAUGGCAAAUGACAGACCGUUAGCUGCGCAUGAAAUUUUAGAUGCUUUAGAAAAUGUUUCUGAUAAUGAAGAAGAUUAUAGAGAACGACUGAUAUGUAUUCUACCUCCUCCUGUUGAUCCUGACUGUCUCACUGACGAAGAAGAUAAUGUAACUUUGAAUAAUUUGCCACGAAACAUUCUGCUUCAACCGGCUGAAGUAAUGAUUCAAGGGCAGAUUAUGGUGAGUGAUACAGAAGAAGAACCUUCUGAUUCUACAGGUCGAACUAAACGUAGGCGUACCUACGCAUGGAGAAAACGGGACUUGGCAAAAAAUCUGAAAAUUGAAGAGCAUUACAGUGUAGAUGAGGCCAUGAUCCCCUACUAUGGUAGACAUGGCUGCAAACAGCACAUAAAAGGUAAACCUAUUAGGUACGGGUUCAAAGCUUGGGUUGAUGCUACACGGUUAGGGUAUGUUUUAUGGAUGGAACCAUACCAAGGUGCUACAACUAUGUGCAAUCCAAUAUAUAAAGAAUUGGGGCUGGGUGCAAGCGUUGUUCUCACUUUUUGCGAUGUGUUGAUUUCACGUGGCUUCGACCUUCCUUACCACGUAGUUUUAGAUAAUUUUUUUACUGGGACGCCCUUGCUGGAAGAGAUAACAAAGAAAGGCCUUCGUUGCACUGGGACAGUUCGAGAAAACAGGACAUCUAGUUGUCCUCUGAUUACAUCGAAGUUACUGAAAAAAAAGGAACGUGGUGCUGUCGAUUACAGAACGACACAUGACAACACGUUCAUUAUUGCUAAAUGGCAUGACAAUAAUAUAUUCAGUAUUGCUUCUAAUGCUGUAGGAAUAAAUCCUAAACAAUCUGCCAAACGCUUCUCACAAAGUGAAAAGAGAAACAUUGUCAUAGAAGAACCACAUAUGGUGUCCAUCUAUAACAAAUAUAUGGGAGGAGUGGAUCGGUCUGAUGAAAAUAUUUCACAUUACCGAAUUGGUAUACGAGGUAAGAAAUGGUACAUGCCGUUGCUCACACACAUGAUCGAUCUUGCCGAACAUAAUGCAUGGCAGUUAUAUAAAAUAAAUCAUGGAAAACUGGAUCAUCUUGGCUUUCGCAGAAGGGUAGCAAUUGCUUUGAUUGAAUCAAACAGAAAAAAUUCCAAAAGAGGGCCUAGCCGACCCUCCCAUCAUGAACAUGCUGAUAGUCGUAAAGACCAAAUGAAUCAUCUGGUUAUUCCUCAAUCGAAGCAAACACACUGUCGUCAAUAUCACAAAAAAUGCUUAUCUGGGCUAAAAGCCUAA